AUGCCUAUAGCCGUGGCGUUCCUCCCUCAAGAGCCAGUGACCCUCACUGGGGGUUGUUCCUGCAAGGCGAGCCGCCACGUUGUCAAGAUACCUGCACUAGAAGACCGCCCUCUCGUCCCCGAAGCGCUUCCUACACCCAUCGGGCCCAGCGACGACGGUGGCAAUACGGUGCCUACACGGUUUCCGCUUGUCGAUCUGGAUCACUGUGACUCGUGUCGCCGGAUCAGUGGGGCGAUCAUCCAGUGCUGGCUGAUCUGCCCGGCGGACUGGGUCGAAUGGAGUCUGACCCCUCGCACCGGAUCAGGAUCAGGAUCAGAAGAAUCGAGUGAGGUAGGGCUCGGGCACAAAGACGAUGACGGGGAGAAUUCAAGUCCGGGUAAAACCGCCGGUGGAGGAGAAGGAGACCGCAUCCACCUAUCAACCCUUGCGGCGGUCAGUUCUCAACCUCGGCUGAAGGGAGGAGUCCGCGGUGACGGUGCUCCUGUGGCACGAGGUGACACCUAUCUGGCACAUUUCAAUUCUUCCCCAGACGUCACUCGAACCUUCUGCGCACGUUGCGGGACCAACCUGACAUUCUUCUUCGACCGCCCUCCACCUCAUGGAGUUCUCCCAAUCGUCGACAUCACUGCGGGGAGUCUGGACCGCGACAGCAUCACUCGGAUCCAACCCGAACGGCAUGGCUGGUGGGACGAUGGCAUUGACUGGGUCAAGGAGCUGUUGCGAAAGGGGGAUGGAGGAUUCCUGAUUAGACAUCCCUCUGGGGCUGUGAAUCGCGCCGUGCAAGACCGUUGA
Rasamsonia emersonii CBS 393.64 is the source of this 792-nucleotide messenger RNA. RefSeq lists its product as uncharacterized. The record is from RefSeq and is a predicted model, not a curated record. NCBI's taxonomy places the organism in Eukaryota, Fungi, Ascomycota, Eurotiomycetes, Eurotiales, Trichocomaceae. The transcript has 2 exons. The coding region runs from base 1 to 792 and encodes 263 amino acids.